Molecule: messenger RNA, 7584 nt
Organism: Amblyraja radiata (thorny skate)
Lineage: Eukaryota; Metazoa; Chordata; Chondrichthyes; Rajiformes; Rajidae
Gene: man2a1
Product: mannosidase, alpha, class 2A, member 1
Exons: 22
Coding region: 1339-4776 (1145 amino acids)
Biological process (GO): N-glycan processing; mannose metabolic process; protein deglycosylation
Cellular component (GO): Golgi membrane
Molecular function (GO): carbohydrate binding; alpha-mannosidase activity
Source: RefSeq, a predicted model, not a curated record
GUGUCGCUCUCGCCAACGGCUCCGGCCGAUGCGGAUGUUUUGCUUUCCAAACAGGUCGUGGCUGGGGGUGAUUGGAGCGUUUUGCGGAGCAUAUUUGCAGCACGUACGCAUUGAAAGAUGUACUCGAAGAUCUAAUUGACGUUAUCCGAACCCCCCUCCUCCCCAAAGAAAUUGCAAUCCAGGUCUGAGGAGCAGCGAGGCUCGGCGGUGAGCUCCAGCCUGCACUGCAGAUGAGAUGGAGUGAAGGGAAUGAAACCCUGGGUUCCGAAUGGCGGAAGCUGCAGCGUUUGACGUCUCCGUGCCUUAGAAUCGGCUGAAGGCGUGGAGGUUUUGUGUCGAAAUGAUAUACAUGCCAAUCUGCAAGGGGACCAAACAAUGAUCAAAUAAAGCUACACAUACACUGUCAUGCACCCGACGUAUACUGUAUCUUUAAAUAGCGUACAAGUGUGCGAACGCUUAAUGCAUCUUUUGGCAAGAAAUUGUGUCCUGCUGAGGGUUGAAAGGGGCCUUCGGUUGAUCAGGAAGAAGAUUACUUGGGUGAAAGAUCAUUCUCUCUUGUAGAGUGUAACAUAGAACUGUGAGAGAGAAGUCACCCGUUCAACACAGUUCUACGCGUUCAUGUUAAUUUACCCAAACAACCAGGAAAUGCAACGAACUCUUGAGAGAUUGGCUAAAAGAGCAUAGAAACAAAUGUGGAGCGUGUUGGCGAUAUCAAGACGAUACUUUCGGAAUGACAAGAUUGAAACAACAGAUUCGUACUUUACGGAAGACUUUAUAAAACUGGUUUAUGGUUUGGCAAUUUUGAAUAUCAGUGUGGUGAAAUUAAGCUUACAUUUGAAGAGUUACGCAAGGCUGAGUAAACAAGAAAUAUGUUAAACAGUAAUAACCUUUGAUCAACCCGUGUUUACACUGUCUACCUCGACAACGCGUUGCGAAGUACGGGUUGUUCCUCAUCUGGUAGAAAAGCAUUUAUAAAAUAACGCAAGUUGUUCAACUACAUUGCUUGGACUUCUUUUCAAAUAAAUUGUAUUUCACUGGAAUAUAUAUUCAAACUGAUACCACUGACCUACGACAAGAAGAUUUUGGCAACAGUUUUAUCUCGUGACUUUUUAAUAGGAAGACGUGUUUGGUAAACGAUUUGGGAUUUCCGCACAGUUCUGCCACUAGAUGCAUGUGACAGGAAAACGUCUAAUUUUCGUGUUUGCCAUUUAGUUUAAUGUUGCAUUUCAAGACGCUUUUCGAAGGAACUUUGUACACUUUUCGGAACAUUUAAAACAAUAUGCAAAUAUCACCAGUGCGUUUAUGUUUUUAACAGUGUUUUAAACACUCUUGGUAAAAAUGAAACUCAGCAGGCAAUUCACUAUAUUUGGAAGUGCCAUAUUCUGCGUGGUGAUCUUUUCCUUGUACUUAAUGCUCGACCAUGUCCAGUUCGAUCAGCCAAAGAAUGUCAGGAAAGAAACGACUUUUCCCAAGGGGCAACUUUCAAUUUUGCAUGAAAAAAUUGAUCACCUGGAACAUCUAUUAGCUGAAAACAACGAGAUAAUUUCAAAUAUCAGGGACUCGGUUAUUAGUUUGAGUAAAUCUGUGAAAGAUGGUCAAGGCAUUGAAGGCUCAAACUCAAGUCAAAGAUUAGGCUCUGAAUUCUUUGGAGCACCUUUAAUUAUUUCCAUUGAACCAGAAGAUUGUCAGUUUGCUUCAAAGGUUUACACAGAAGCGUCAAAAAUACAAAUGUUGGAUAUCUAUAAACUUCUACCUUUUGACAACCCAGAUGGUGGAGAUUGGAAACAGGGUUUUGACAUCACAUACAAUGAACAUGAGUGGGAUAAUGACCCAUUGCAGAUAUUUGUUGUGCCCCAUUCGCACAAUGAUCCUGGUUGGCUGAAAACAUUUGAUGAUUAUUAUAGAGAUCAGACUCAGCAUAUUCUGAACAACAUGGUAAUUAAGCUACAAGGAGAUGUUCGUAGGAAAUUUAUUUGGUCGGAGAUUUCGUACUUCUCAAAAUGGUGGAAUAACAUUGACGGACAGAAGAAAGAUGCUGUGAAAAGACUAUAUGAACAGGGUCAGUUUGAAAUAACAACAGGAGGCUGGGUCAUGACUGACGAGGCCAGUACACAUUACUAUGCAAUGAUUGACCAGCUGAUUGAAGGACAUCAGUGGCUUGAAAGGAACCUAGGAGUAAAACCAAGGUCAGGAUGGGCAAUUGAUCCAUUUGGCCACACGUCUACUAUGGCAUAUCUGUUAAAACAGACUGGUAUUUCCCACAUGCUAAUUCAGAGGGUUCACUAUUCUGUCAAGAAAUAUUUUGCAGCUCAAAAGAGCCUGGAAUUCUACUGGCGUCAGAACUGGGAUUCGAGUGACAGCACUGACAUCCUUUGCCAUAUGAUGCCAUUUUAUAGUUAUGAUGUUCCUCAUACUUGCGGGCCUGAUCCUAAAAUUUGCUGCCAAUUUGACUUCAAACGUCUUCCUGGAGGCAAAAUUAGCUGUCCUUGGAGAAUACCUCCAGUUGAAAUACACGAUGGCAAUGUUGAAGAAAGAGCCAAACUCCUCUUAGAUCAAUAUAGAAAAAAGUCCAAACUUUUCCGUACAAAAGUGGUCUUGGCUCCGCUGGGAGAUGAUUUUCGAUAUGAUCAAUUGUCAGAAUGGGAUCAACAAUUUCAAAAUUAUCAGAAGCUGUUUGAUUAUAUGAACUCUCACCCAGAGCUCCAUGUGAAGGCUCAAUUUGGCACAUUGUCAGAUUACUUUGAUGCCAUCCAUAAAGCUGCUGAAAAUUCACCAUCACCAUUUCCUGUCUUGAGUGGAGACUUUUUUACCUAUGCUGACAGAGAUGAUCAUUACUGGAGUGGAUAUUUCACCUCCCGACCCUUCUAUAAACGACUGGACAGAGUAUUAGAAUCAUAUUUGAGGGCUGCAGAAAUCCUUUACUCCUUGGCAUCGGCAGGUGCAAAUAAAUCCAAUAAAAUGACAGCGUUCCCUUCAUCUCAAGAUUAUAAACUGCUGGUAGAAGCAAGACGAAACCUUGGCCUAUUCCAACAUCAUGACGCGAUCACUGGAACUUCUAAAGAGUGGGUCGUGGUGGAUUAUGGGACCAGACUAUUUCAUUCCAUAAUGAACUUGAAAAGAGUGAUUGGUGACUCAGCACAUUUUCUGUCAUUAAAGGACAAGGAAAAUUACAAGCACAAUCCUUCAACACCCUUCUUCCAAAUGGUUGAUAGCCAAGCUGCACAAGACGCAUUACCUGAAAGAACAACUAUUGAAUUGAGCUUAACGCCCAGGUAUCUUGUGGUAUAUAAUCCAACAGACCAAGACCGUGUAUCCAUUGUAACGGUGCAAGUAAAUUCAUAUAAACUAAAUGUGCUAACAGCUUCAGGGCAGCAAGUGGAGGCUCAGGUUUCUGCAGUUUGGGACAAAUCCAACAGAAUUUCCAAUGAAGUAUUUCAGGUUUCAUUUCUGGCACAGAUAUCAGCCCUAGGAUUGGGGGUCUAUCAGUUAGUGAAAACUCAAGAUAUAAAAACCAAGCUGACAGAUUAUAUCAUGUACAUGAAUGGAAGAGAGGAAUUGACCGUAGGUGUUCCCUUCAAGAUCAGUGUGUUGGAAAGCUCUACUGAAGACAUUAUUAUUGAAAACACAAAUUUAAAAGCUUGGUUUUCAGGCUCGAAAGGAUUCUUGGAGAAAGUAUAUACCAAGGAGGAUGAAAGGGAGCAUCUUAUAAGUAUUCAGUUCUGGUGGUAUGGCACCACAAGCAAUCGGGAUAAGAGUGGUGCCUAUCUCUUCUUGCCGAAUGGAGAAGCUCAGCCAUACACUUCUUCAGAGCCUCCCAUUCUGAAAAUAACGCGUGGCCCACUUUUCUCAGAGGUAAUGUGCAUCUACCAGCACUUCACGCAUUUGGUGCGGCUCAGCAAUGUGUAUGGGAUUGAUGGCCUGUCACUGGAAGUCUCUAAUAUUGUUGAUAUUAGGCAAGAAAUAAACCGGGAAAUUGCUAUGAGGCUGAUUACAGAUGUAAAAAGCAACAAUCAGUUCUUCACUGACCUGAAUGAUUUCCAGAUGCAUCCAAGGCAGACUUUGAGCAAACUGCCUCUUCAAGCAAAUUUUUACCCUCUUACAACAACUGCCUACAUACAAGACAAUGAUGUUCGUUUGACCCUGCAUUCUGCUCAGUCAUUGGGAGUCGCUAGUCUGAGGAAUGGUCAACUGGAAGUCAUAAUGGAUCGCAGACUGAUGCAAGAUGACAAUCGUGGCCUAGGUCAAGGUCUUAAGGAUAAUAAAGUCACAGCCAAUUUAUUCAGAGUUUUAUUGGAAAAAAGAAUUGGAGUAAAUCUGGAUGAAGUGAAGGCAAUGAGUUAUCCAUCUUUGUUGAGCCACAAAACAUCAUCUUAUCUGAAUCAGCCAGUCAUUCCAAUGGUUGUGAACCUAAAUGUUGAUGAAAUUCCUCCACUCUUGAAUGUAUUCAGUCCUCUUUCAUCAUCUAUGCCAUGUGAUAUGCAAAUACUUAACCUUAGAACAAUAGAGGGAAAGGAUGAAUGGAAUCCAUCAGAUGAAGUAGCCCUGAUCAUCCACAGAAAGGGGUUUGAUUGUAGAUUUUUAAACAAAAACACUGGACUUUUUUGUUCUACUACACAAGGCAAGAUCCCUGUGCAGAAACUCUUUAGAGAAUUAAAAAUUCAACAUUUUACCCCGUCAACUUUGACUAUGAUGUACGUAAUACAAGAUCCAAAUAAUAGUACCGAAAUAGAAGUGAAUCCAAUGGAGAUAAGAACAUUCAAAAUUCAAUUAAGAUGAUGCUGUCAAUAGCUCUGAUUGCGGAACGAGCUGUAUUGAAGAACAUGCUGCGCACAUUGUUGAAAUGCAAUAACACUAAGCACAUUAAAGAUUAUGUAAAUUAUGUCAAUUCUACUGAUCCAACAAAGGCCAAUGAUAAAAUAAAUUUAAUUUAAUUAUGUGGAAAUAUGAAAUUAUAAAAGGUGAAAAAUCAUGCAACAUAAGAAAGGAACUGGGACCAAAAAAACUGCUUCUUACAGUAGUUUAAUUGUCUGUUUCAUGCAUAACUCAAUAAAAUAUUGUCAGCAUUUCAAUGAGUUAAAGAACCCCAGAAAGCAUUUGCAGGUAGUAUAAAAUGUACUCCAUUAAGCUUGACAUUAUUAAGUACAGUUUAGUUAUUGCAUUUAGCAUCUGGUCUGUAACAUUAAGAUACAGGUGCAACCUAAACUUUAAUGAUAUCUCUACACAAGAUAUUAUUUUCUUGUGAAAAUGUACUCUUUAUGAGUGAAAUAAAUGUUGAAAUGUUACGAUUUAUGAAGCAAGAAAUAAGGCAAAGAUAACAUUUUAAAUGAAACAAACAUUUUAGAUUAAACACUGGACUACAUUUUGAGGUGCAGAAUGAUUGAACUCUGCAGAUUACUGUCUCAUUACUUGACUAAAUGGGAUCAGUGCAAUGUUUCAACAGUCAGUUCUGAUGACAUUAAGCGUCUAUACCAACAGUUAAUAAAAUAUGUAAAAUAUAUGUUUUCUGCUAUUAAUAUAUCAGAACAGCUGUUUUUCUAUUUAAAAGUUGCCUCUGUGCCUUACACAGCUGACCACACUUUGCUGUACUUUUCACCUUGUCUCUGUUUUAUAAUCCAAUCUUAAAAACUUUGAUAUCUUAAUGUUAGAAUUUCAUGAAUAGAUCAACUAUAAGGACAUUUGAUUCACUAAAAAUGCAAAUGUUAUGCUUUUACUUAUUUGAAUAUAUAUCCUUUCCUUUAUCAUUUAAUAUCUUAAUACUACUGUAAACUGUCCUCUCAAGUCUCCAAGAAAGAAAAUAAUUAGUUUCAGAAUAUAUGGUCUCACAGUCAGUCUUGUAAUUCCAGGGAUCAGUUUUGUGGUUCCUCACUUAAUCAUGUUUUGAUCUUCAGUAUACUUAUGUAACCAAACUAAGAUUUAAAAGCUCAUCUCACUUAAUAGGGGAAACAAAACUUUAAAAUAAUAAUUAAUUAAUCUUUGUGUCAAUAAAUGCAUGAUGAAUUUUUACAUUUUUUUAUAUUCCAUUAUUCAAUGACAUUUUGAAUGUAGUCAUCUAACAAAAUAGGAUAUUUAAAAAAUGCUAUUGAUUAAUAUCAUAUUCUCAGUAUAGUGAAGGAUGUAUAAGAACAUUGAACACGGAAUUUAACUUAAAAGAUCUGCUAAGUUUUAAUUGUGUGGUUUUGUUGGAGGCAUUCCAUUUUGAUAUAUUGUCAAAUUACAUUGCCAUUAAUGUGCAUUCAAAUUAUUUAUCUAAUAAUCACAUAAACCUAUCACGUAUUAUUUGCACCGUGCAAACCAACAUGAUCCUUUCUGCUCCAAAUGGUGGUGUAAUAUAUUUACAUUUGUAUGUUGCUGUGACUACUUUUUGCCAACACCUGCUAAUGUCAGUAUGGUAUCAGUAAAAUGUGUUUUAUACUAAUACUAAACAAAAAAUCUUGUUUGUGUAAAUCAGUGUUUUUAUUGAAGUGCCAUAUUAAGAAGAAAAAAACAAUGCAUUUAUUAGGGCUUGAUACUAAUUUCCAGUACACUGACUUGUAUCAAAAUUCUGGAUAUUGCCAGAAUUCGCAAAUCAGUGAUUGAUGGCAAUCCAUCCACUAGUUGCAUCGUAAUUUUUCCAUAACCCCCUUCCCAAAGCAAGUCUGUACCCACAUAUAUACAGGUUAUGCAUGAGGCAGCCAUGACUUGUAUUUGGCCAAAAUUGUACUUUAAUGUGAUAUAUAUUUAAAAAUGUAUUAAAUAAAUGCAUCUCUUCAUUUAAUAUUUUAUUAUUGUUCAAUUAUGAAUAGCAAUUUUCAAAUAAAAUACCAUGUUUAGAGCACAUCAUUAUAUUUUAAAUGUAUGCUGUUGAAGCAGUCAGUGCAAAUUUACAUAAUUUCCUGCAAUUAAUAAAAUUAAUUAUUUUUAUACCAUCCAGCAAAAGCUCUAAACUACCAGUGUAAAUCAAAAAUGCCUAGAAUACCAUAGAAAUAUAAUUCUAGCAUUCAUUUUAUUUGUUAAAUGUAAUUAUAUUUUUGAAUACUUAUAAAUGACAUUAUUUUAAUUCUGGGGAAACGAUUCAUUAUAUACAAUUCUGGAAAGCAUUUUAUUUGAUCUGUGCAUAACUGAACAACUGUCGUAGGCGGAAUGGGUCUACAUUAAUAAAUCUGUAUCAUUUUUCUUAACUUGUUUUGCUGAAUAAAAGAGUCAAUGAUUGAUUACUAUAUUUUGUUUUUUUAAAUAUAUAAUAUUUUACAGGGAUUUGCUACUAUGUAUAUCUGAAAAAUAUUACCUUUCAAAUUACAGUUUUCUAAAAGGUGUAUGAUGAAUUUAUAUCAAUAAGAAUGCUUUGUUUUGAUGAGUUGUGCCUUCAAAUAGGCACAAGUGACAUUUAUUUUUCAAAUUGUCAAAAAGAUUUUACUGGGUGAUUGUGGAAUUGGAAAUUUUGCUGCUUUACAUUAUGUGUCUUAAGAGUCUGUCAGUUUAUAAUUUACAUUUUAAUAUCUUUCAAUUUACAACAAAAUGUUUUGAUAAUUUUUAAAUGUUUAUUUCAUUAUUUUCCCAUUUUUUCAGCAGAAACAUAUUGCAAGAAAAUAAACUGAAUAAACUGAA